This is a messenger RNA of Arachis stenosperma, 1102 nucleotides long. RefSeq names its product RING-H2 finger protein ATL47-like. The record is from RefSeq and is a predicted model, not a curated record. NCBI's taxonomy places the organism in Eukaryota, Viridiplantae, Streptophyta, Magnoliopsida, Fabales, Fabaceae. The transcript has a single exon. Bases 62 to 1102 code for a protein of 346 amino acids.
UUUGUUCCGUUCAACAUCAUCAUCAUCAGUUUAACAUUCAUAUACAUACGAAUCUUCCAACAUGCGUGGUAUCAGCUAUUUGAAUAAUAAGUACUCAUCACCAUCUCCAUUCCAAUCUCAUUCGUAUGAUGCUAAUAACAUGCCGCCAUCAUCAUCUGUAAUUAGCAGAAUAAGUCCACUCAUUCUGUUAGUUAUAAUAGUCUUAGCAGUUAUCUUCUUCGCUUAUGGCCUUGUCCACUUGAUUCUAUGGUUCUUCAUCAAAAUCCUAUCAUCAUCCUCGUCGUCUUCGUUGUUGUCGCCGUCUACUCUCUACUACUCUAACAGGUUCCAAGAAUCAUCGAGGCGCUCCCGCGCGAUUCGGAGACAGCUUCACCAUCUCUUCCGAAUGCACGAUUCGGGACUAGAACAAUCCACCAUUGAUGCUCUCCCAGUGUUCUACUACCAAGAAUUGUUGGGGCUAAAAGAACCAUUUGAUUGUGCAGUGUGCCUCUGCGAAUUCUCUGCGAACGAGAAGCUGAGGUUGGUUCCAAUUUGCAGCCAUGCAUUUCACAUGAACUGCCUCGACACAUGGCUUCUCUCAAGCUCUACAUGUCCUCUCUGUAGAGCAAAUCUCUCUAGCUCUAUCGUGAAUCAGAAUCAGAAUCCAGUUCGUGUUGUUGAGGAAGAGAAUAAGAAUGGUGGUGAAGGGAGUGAAGAGGAAGACGAAGGUGGUGGUGGGAGGAAAAGGGUGUUUUGUGUGAGACUUGGGAAACUGAGGAACAGUGAAUUGAUUGAGCGAGAAGAGAGUAGUAGUAGUAGUAUUGGGUUGGAUGGGAGAAGAUGCUACUCAAUGGGUUCAUAUGAGUAUGUGGUUAGAGAAUCGAAUCUGAAAGUGGAAGUGGUGUUAUCAUCUCAGUCUCUUCAUGUUGGUGGUGAAGAACAAGAAGAAGAAGAUGAUGAUGAUGGAAAGAAGAUAGGGAAGAAGAGAACAAGAGGUGAGAGCUUCUCAGUUUCAAAGAUUUGGCUAUGGUCCAACAAGAUCAAAUAUAAUCAUCAUAGAUCCAAUAAUGCAGAUGCAGAUUUUCCUUUGUCACCAAUAACAAAGAAAGCACUAUUAAUCUAA